Annulohypoxylon maeteangense is the source of this 1863-nucleotide messenger RNA. Its product is annotated as cation efflux protein. Gene Ontology annotation, biological process: zinc ion transmembrane transport; intracellular zinc ion homeostasis. Bases 381 to 1715 code for a protein of 444 amino acids. Gene Ontology annotation, cellular component: membrane. Gene Ontology annotation, molecular function: zinc ion transmembrane transporter activity. The transcript is spliced from 8 exons. The record is from RefSeq and is a predicted model, not a curated record. NCBI's taxonomy places the organism in Eukaryota, Fungi, Ascomycota, Sordariomycetes, Xylariales, Hypoxylaceae.
UUGAUCUGCGUUUCAACGAUCUCCCCCGACAGAGCACCCCGAUCAGGUCUCCGAAGUCAUAUUAGAAGCUCUUGCCAGGUAAACUCACGUCUCUAUAUCAUGUUUCCAAUUCUCCUUUUUCUCCCUUAGACACCAUCAUCAUCAUCUAAUAACGUCGCAACCUUCUACUUUCCAUAUAAAACUACGAGCAACAUUGAGAUGGGCAAUUGAUCUUUCCUUCCAUACAUAUUUCAACCGACCCCAAAAUAACCAAGGCGGCGAUUUCCAUAUUUUUUAUGACAUUCGCCCGGUCGUUCCUCAGAAUUACUUUUUAGGAAGGAUUGUCAGCUCCGCCCUCCAAUUCCGGCUCCGGUUCCGUAAGCCGGCAUUGUAGACCCAUCAUGGGCAAAUUCAAGCUUUCGUCCAAGCAGAAGCUUAUUGCUAUAAUAUGUAUUUCAUUCUCGUUUUUCGUUGCCGAGUUGGUUGUGGCAUUCUUCACCAAAUCUCUCGCUCUGUUAGCAGAUGCUUUCCACUACAUGAAUGAUUUGAUCGCCUAUUGUGUGGCCCUAGCUGCAAUUAUUAUUUCCGAUUCCAAAACACCCCCUGACAACUUUUCGUUUGGCUGGGCGCGUGCGCAGCUGCUGGGUGCUUUCUUCAAUGGCGUCUUUCUUCUCGCCCUCGGCAUAUCCAUCUUUCUCCAAUCAAUCGAGAGAUUCAUCUCUAUCGAACGUGUCGAUAACCCCGUACUAGUUCUCAUCAUGGGAUGUGUUGGGUUUACGUUGAAUCUCCUCAGCGCGACCUUAUUACACGAACUUCAUGACCAUGAUCAUGGUCAUGGACACGGUCAUGGGCACAGCCAUAGCCACUCAGAUUCAGACGAACAUGAACAUGCUGAGAAUCAUGGACAUGGACAUGAUCAUCAUCACGGCCACGUUAAUGUCGAGGCUGGAAGACAGGUGAAUGGCAGCUUUGUCGAAGAUCAUGACGAAAUUCCCCUAACCCCUAUCAGCGCCCAUGCUGAGCACCGACACACGAUUGUGAAUCUGCAGUCAUCGGGUCAUGACCUUGGUAUGAUGGGUGUAUUACUUCAUGUUAUCGGCGAUGCAUGCAACAAUGUCGGAGUUAUCAUCGCCGCCUUGAUUAUCUGGCUUACAUCUUCCGAGGCUCGAUUUUACGCCGACCCGGGCAUCAGUAUGGGCAUUGCUAUCAUGAUCUUAGUAACAUCGAUUCCCCUCGUCAAGAAUAGCGGCAAGAUCCUCAUGCAGAGCUCCCCGAAGGAUGUUCCUUUAGAUGAUGUCAAGCAUGACCUUGAGAAGAUCCCUGGCAUUGAGUCGGUCCACGAAUUACACAUCUGGCGCCUCGAUCAGAAGAAGUCCAUCGCAACAGCCCACAUAGUAGUGUCAAAUACUGAGAUGAGCGACUUCAUGGAUCGUGCACGUACUGUUGGCGAGUGUCUACAUGCCUGGGGCAUUCAUUCGGCAACUCUUCAGCCUGAGCUUGCAACGCCGACAACUGCAUCAUCCGUAAUCGCCGCCGAUAACAGCAACGACAACGAGGAGCGUAUCAGUACGGAUAACACUGCAACGAGCCCUGUAGUCGAAACUGGUGGGAUUGUGUCAUCCUCAGGUGCGUCGAUUAGAAGACGACGUAUCGAGAUGGCAGCCCCUUGUCAAAUCGCCUGUGGAAAUCUGUGCGAGGGUUUGACAUGCUGUAAUAAAACUACUAUGCGUAUCUAGCUGCAGGUCACGGAAAGGACCAUUAUUAUGUUUCGGGUUCAUGGGAGUCAUGGGAUGGGUUGCUAGUAUGUUAGGAAUCAAAGACUUGGCAACAUUCAUGGCUUAGGAACAGGGAUUCGAUAUUAACUUAUGAAUCAAUAAAUGAGCU